AAUCUAUAAUUAGCUCAUCGAUUCCACGCACACACUCUCGAUCUCUCUUUUAUUCUUUUACCUCAUUCAUCAAUUCUACACGAUGAUCACAAACGCCAUGACGAUUCAACGCUCCUUCCUCUCUUUGAUCUCUCUCCGAUUCCUCCUCUUCCUUCUUUCUCCUCUUCCUUCAGCCGCUGCGCCCGUCGGCGUAUGCUACGGCCGCGUCGCCAAUAACCUCCCUCCGCCCUCCAAUGUGGUCAAUCUCGUCAAAUCCAACGGCAUCUCGAGAAUCCGGCUCUUCAACGACGAUCCAAGCACUCUGCAAGCUUUCUCCGGCUCCGAAAUCCAGCUCAUGGUUGGAGUUCCCAACGAGAUCCUCCCUUCCCUCGGCAACGGCACCGUCGCCACCGCCCUACAGUGGCUUAAAUCCAGCAUCUUCGCAUACGUCCCCGCCGGUCAGAUCCGGUACCUAGCCGUCGGCAACGAGGUCUUCCUGAAAGAUCCGUUCUACACUCCGUUCGUCGUUCCCGCCAUUAACAAUCUCUACCAAGCUCUCCAAACCCUUGGUCUCACCGACGCGAUUAAGAUAUCGUCGCCGCUGGCGGCAUCCGUCCUUUCGAGCUCGCAUCCUCCGUCUACCGGAUCCUUCGAUCCGUACCUCCAAUCGGUUAUGGCUCCUCUGCUUCACUUCCUCCAGGAUAGCAGAUCUCCGCUCAUGAUCAAUGCUUAUCCGUUCAUCAGCUACACGAACAAUGCCAAGCACAUAUCCCUCGACUUCGCUCUGUUCAGAUCCGGAAACGUCGUACAGGAUGGGGGUUUGACGUACAACAAUCUCUUCGACGCGACGAUUGAUGCGUUCGUUUUUGCGAUGGAGAAGGAAGGUUUCGCCGGAGUGCCGGUAGUGCUGACGGAGACUGGCUGGCCGACUACCGGCGGCGAGGCCGCGACCCCCGAGAACGCUGUGGCGUACAAUGGAAAUGUCGUAAAACGGGCACUAAACGACGUCGGAACGCCCAAGAGGCCUGGUGUUGGGGUGGAAGUGUUUUUGUUUGAUCUUUUUGACGAGAAUGAGAAAGGAGGGGAAGCGUAUGAGAGGCACUUUGGGAUUUUUGGACUUGAUGGAAUUAAGGCUUACGACAUUAAUUUUAAUUAAAAAAUAGAUCCUUUUUUUAGGAGAAAUUAGGAUAUCGGGUUUUCGUGUAUCGGCUUCGGGCACAUUACUAUCGACUAUUUUGAUAAAUUCUGUAUUGAAUUAUUUUUUACUAUCUCCAUACAUCAUAUUAGACGCACCAAAUAAUUU
Molecule: messenger RNA, 1282 nt
Organism: Malania oleifera
Lineage: Eukaryota; Viridiplantae; Streptophyta; Magnoliopsida; Santalales; Ximeniaceae
Product: glucan endo-1,3-beta-glucosidase-like
Exons: 2
Coding region: 83-1135 (350 amino acids)
Biological process (GO): carbohydrate metabolic process
Cellular component (GO): plasma membrane
Molecular function (GO): hydrolase activity, hydrolyzing O-glycosyl compounds
Source: RefSeq, a predicted model, not a curated record